AUGAGGAAAACUACUGAUCACCCUCGUCGGCGACAGGAGCAUGGGCGCGCUGCAUGUAGGAUGUCGGUGAAAUUGACGCCGCAAUGGUGGCGGUGGAUGCGCAUCUCUGUGCGACAAAGCCAGACACGAUGCCUUGGAAAAAAUGGCGCUAAGCGGAUAAUUGGGGGGGGCUCUGCCGCGAAAAUGACCGGAGAGCUUAAUAGCCAAGUAGCGGAGAUCUAUUGUGAAGGGGCUGCACAGUGGGGUCACCAGAAGGCGCCCGGCUCACUUAAAGUAGGCGAAUGGAUAAAUUAG
Molecule: messenger RNA, 294 nt
Organism: Plasmopara halstedii
Lineage: Eukaryota; Oomycota; Peronosporomycetes; Peronosporales; Peronosporaceae
Exons: 2
Coding region: 1-294 (97 amino acids)
Source: RefSeq, a predicted model, not a curated record